Molecule: messenger RNA, 1554 nt
Organism: Lolium rigidum
Lineage: Eukaryota; Viridiplantae; Streptophyta; Magnoliopsida; Poales; Poaceae
Product: tryptophan decarboxylase 1-like
Exons: 1
Coding region: 1-1554 (517 amino acids)
Biological process (GO): amino acid metabolic process
Molecular function (GO): pyridoxal phosphate binding; carboxy-lyase activity
Source: RefSeq, a predicted model, not a curated record
AUGGGUAGCCUCGACGCAAACCCUGCCGCCUUCCCUGCGUUCAACAACAGCGUCGUCGACGGCAGCUUUCAGCCGCUCAAUCCCGACGACGUGCGUGCGUACCUCCACAAGGCCGUCGAUUUCAUCACGGAAUACUACAGCAACGUCGAGUCUAUGCCGGUCCUCCCGGACGUGAAACCCGGCUACCUGCAGGACGAGCUCACGGCGUCCCCACCGGCGCACUCCGCGCCGUUCGACGUCACCAUGAAGGAGCUCAGGGCCUCCGUCGUCCCCGGGAUGACGCACUGGGCCAGCCCCAACUUCUUCGCCUUCUUCCCGUCCACCAACAGCGCCGCGGCCAUCGCGGGCGAGCUCAUCGCCUCGGCCAUGAACACCGUCGGGUUCACGUGGCAGGCGGCUCCGGCCGCCACCGAGAUGGAGGUGCUCGCGCUCGACUGGCUCGCGCAGCUCCUGCGCCUGCCCACAAGCUUCAUGAACCGCACCGGCGCCGGCCGCGGCACUGGCGGGGGCGUCAUCCUCGGGACCACAAGCGAGGCCAUGCUCGUCACGCUCGUCGCCGCGCGGGACGCCGCGCUGCGCCGGAGUGGCUCCGAUGGCGUGUCUGGUAUCACGAGGCUUACGGUGUACGCUGCCGACCAGACGCACUCCACGUUCUUCAAGGCGUGUCGCCUCGCCGGCUUCGACCCUGCAAACAUCCGAUCGAUCCCCACCGGGGCCGAUACGGACUACGGGCUAGACCCGGCGAAGCUGCUCGAGAUCAUGCAGGCUGACGCCGACGCUGGCCUCGUGCCAACGUACAUCUGCGCCACGGUAGGCACCACGUCGUCCAACGCCGUCGACCCGGUGGGCGCAGUGGCGGACGUCGCCGCCAUGUUCAAUGCCUGGGUCCACGUCGAUGCCGCAUAUGCGGGCAGCGCGUGCAUCUGCCCGGAGUUCCGGCACCACAUCGACGGCGUGGAGCGCGUGGACUCCAUCAGCAUGAGCCCACACAAGUGGCUCCUCACCUGCCUCGACUGCACCUGUCUCUGGGUCCGCGAUGCUCACCGCCUGAGCGACUCCCUGGAGACAAACCCGGAGUAUCUGAAGAACGAUGUUACAGACUCCGGCGAGGUCACCGAUCUCAAGGACAUGCAGGUCGGCGUCGGCCGCCGCUUCCGUGGGCUAAAGCUUUGGAUGGUCAUGCGCACAUACGGGACUGCUAAGCUCCAAGAGCACAUCCGCAGCGACGUCGCCAUGGCAAAGACCUUCGAGGGCCUCGUCCGUGCCGACGAUCGGUUCGAGGUCGUCGUGCCGAGGAACUUCGCGCUGGUUUGCUUCAGGAUGAGGGCGAGUGGAGCCAUGACGGAGGAAGUCGCCGAUGAGAUGAACCGUGUGCUGAUGGACCGGCUCAACAAGUCCGGGAAAGCCUACCUCGCACACACGGUGGUCGGCAACAGAUUCGUUCUGCGGUUCGCGGUGGGAUCGUCGUUGCAGGAGGAGCGGCAUGUGAGAAGCGCGUGGGAGCUCAUCAAGAAGACGACCGCCGAGAUCAUGGAGGAGCCGAUCAUGCAAUGA